Molecule: messenger RNA, 1619 nt
Organism: Gopherus flavomarginatus (Mexican gopher tortoise)
Lineage: Eukaryota; Metazoa; Chordata; Testudines; Testudinidae
Product: zinc finger protein 436-like
Exons: 3
Biological process (GO): regulation of transcription by RNA polymerase II
Molecular function (GO): RNA polymerase II cis-regulatory region sequence-specific DNA binding; DNA-binding transcription factor activity, RNA polymerase II-specific
Source: RefSeq, a predicted model, not a curated record
AAGAGCAUCAUUGCCCAGGGAGAGGGUCUGAAUACAUGUAUAGGAUGUGGGAAAAGCUUCUGUCUGAGAUCAAAUCUUAUUACACACCAGAAACUCCACAUGGGAGAAAAACCUUAUAAAUGUACUGAGUGUGAGAAAAGCUUCCUUCAGAACUCCAAACUUAGUCAGCACCAGGGAAUCCACAUGGGAGAGAAACCCUAUAAAAGUCUGGAAUGCAGAAAAGGCUUCACUCUGAGCUCCACACUCAUUCGUCACCAGAAAAUUCACAGGAGAGAAAGGCCCUACACAUGCACCGAAUGUGGGAAAAGCUUCAAUAAACACUCAACACUUGCACGGCAUCAGAGAAUCCACACGGGAGAGAAACCCUUCAGAUGUUUAGUACAUGGGAAAAGCUUCAGUCGGAGCUCAACACUCAUUCAGCAGGAGAGAAUCCAUACAGGGAAUAAACAGCAUAAAUGUGCUGAAUGCGGAAAGAGCUUUAGUCAGAACUCAGAUCUGAUUGUACAUCAGAGAAUCCACACUGGCGAGAAACUCUAUGCUUGUACUGAGUGUUGGAAGAGUUUUAGCUGCAGGUUAAUGCUUAUUAAACAUCAGAGGAUCCACACAGGACAGAGAGCCUAUAAGUGCCCUGAAUGGAAGAAAAACUGCUCCUGGAGCUCAGACCUUAUUCAUCACCAGAGGAUCCACAUGGAGGAGAAACUCUAUAAAUGCACUAAGUGUGGGAAAAGCUUCAGUAAGAAAUCACAACUCAUCCAGCACCAGAAAAUGGAUUUCUGGUUCCCAAACCUGAUGUGAUUCCCAGAUGGAAUGAGGGGAAGAAGCAUGCGUCCCAGAUCUCUAGGCCACCAAAAAAAGGGAGGUUCUGAAAGCUACCCAGACAGGUGAAGAGUAAAUUGUUGAACCAGUUGAGAAGCUAUCCAUGAGUAAAGUAUAAUGCUGGAAUUCCAAGACAGCCAUCAGUUAAUACAGUAAUAAUAUUUGGUGACCAUUAUAGUGUUUCACAUGUGCCAAGGGCAUUCAUUUAGUGAAUUGGUGUCAGAGUUACGACUAGGAUUUAGGCAUUCCUGGAUGCUAGCCCUGUGCUUAGUCCUUUAGUCCAAUGGGAGUCAGGCAUCUAAAUACCAUUAAGGAUAUGAGCCUUAAGGCUUGUCUACCUUACCUGCUGGAUUGAUGGGCAGUGAUCGAUCCAGCAGGGGUCGAUUUAUCAUGUCUAGUCUAGACAUGAUAAAUCUACUGCCGAGUGCUCUCCUGUCGAUUAUGAUACUCCACCAGGGCGAGAGGCGCAAACGGAGUUAAUGGGAGAGCAUCAGCCGUCGACUUAUUGCAGUGAAGACACCACGAUGAUGAAAUCUUCUUCAGUGAAAAUAAGGAGGAGAAUUCUCCCCUGAGAAUACACAAGACAGAGACACUGAACAUGUGUGCAGACCUUAUUAAACAUCAGAGAUUGCAAAUGGGAGAGAGGCCAUAUAGGUGUUCUGACUGUGAGAAGAGUUUUAGUCGGAAGUCAGAUCUUACUCGACAUCAGCGAAUCCACACAGGAGAGAAACCCUAUACAUGUGCUCAGUGUGGGAAAAGCUUCAUCGCUCACUCGGCACCAGGAAACCCACGGGGGAGUGAAA